UUCUUACCUCCGCCAUGUUUGCGAUCCUGCAGGGUCACGUCAGGGGUUGCAGCGAUUCCCGGAUGUAGAGCCCCGCCCACCUGCAGUAUCAAGAACACAAUCCUGCCAUAGCAUGGACCUUGUGUAAUAUUGUAUUUAUAAAAACUAUAUCACUUUUACAUAUAGAUCUGAAUUGUGUUUUUAAAAAGCUUUAUCUCAAACCAAUCACAUCUGCUGACAUGCUCAUAAAUGAGAACAUAGCAAGUAGUAGAUGUGUUUUUAAUGUAACUUUUUAUUUUGUUUUAAGAUGGCAAAGAAGUUGUCUUCCCAUCAUCAGGUAUUGACCAUUAGACCUUUUACUGGAGAAGAAAAAUAACCAAUGCCAAAAAGAAGACAACAAAUCUAUUUAAGUUUGUCAUGUUCCUUAUUUGGGUUCACUCCAGUAAAGGUAUAAGAACGUUAUGUAGUUUAAACUGGGACUUCACAUGGCUGUAAUGCUGAUUACACGGGCAGCACUUCAUGCUACUUUAUUUCCAGAUUUAGAGGACACUUAAGAGGUGACACAUUUUGAAAUUGUAUAUAUUCAAACAUAUAAGAUAUUAUUAGUCAUCAAAACUGAACUUGACAGAUGUGUAGUUAUUAAUUACACAUGAGAAUUUGUGCUUUGAUAAAAAAAAUAAAAACAGUCAUAUCUAAAACUAUAUAUUUUGAUUGGGCUGUGCUUGGCCCAACCAUUGAUAUCUAAAAACGGCACGGUAAUGUUGCCAACUUGAUUCAAAGACACAGUUCAAUUUUGACAAGCGUAGUGAUUGACGCAACUGUCUCUUCUGGGAAUCACUGAUUUAGCCACGAUAGCGGGCACACAUGUUGCUAUGUAGAGAGCCAUCAUCUCAGUUUGUUGCUGGAUGGAUAUCGCAAGUGAUCCAUUAAGUAACCCUUGGCAAAAUCCAUAGCAAUAAAAACCCUGCAGUUAGGACAUAAAAGAGCAUUUCUUUCUCUUAAACAUUUACGAGAAUAGAGUCAAUCAGCGAUCAUCACGAUGUUCUAGAUUCCCACACAAAUCCUCAAUGACCGGACUUGCGUCUGUUGCUAAAGGCCAGAUUCUUAACAAAGAUAAUACACACAUAUUUACACAGGUAUUACCUGUGGACAUCUAAGGAAAUUCUGUGACAUCACUGGAGACUACAUAAAGGGGUAUACCCGGACCACAGACCGUAUGAAAUGGCCAGGACAGAUAGUUCCAUGAGAAUGAACAACAUGAGAUCCCAACUUCUGCUUGCGAUGCUGCUGUGUGCAAUGUUGUGCGUAACGCACGUCCAGACAGAGGAUGACGCAAACAAACUGAAGCUUUGUGGCCGUGCGUUUGUGCGUGCCGUGGUCUACACCUGCGGAGGAUCCAGGUGGAGAAGACGGAUGGGAGAAGAGGACGCUUUGCAGGCAGGUGGCGGGAAGCCCAAAGUGAAGACAACAGAUGAGCCAGCAAUAGACCGCCAUCGGCGGGACCAAAACCAGGCUCUGAUAUCAGUGUGCUGUCAACUAGGCUGCCGAAGGAGUGACCUCUCCAUGCUCUGCUAGAGGGGAACAUACCAAGAAGGUCAUCCUCAAUCUGCCAUUCAUUGCUUUAAAAAGGAAAAUCUUCAGAAUGUUAUUAAAAUAAUGUCAUUUAACUGUUCAUGCUACCAAAAAAUGAAAUAAAACACCAUGAAUUUU
Messenger RNA from Gasterosteus aculeatus aculeatus (three-spined stickleback), 1689 nucleotides. The record is from RefSeq and is a predicted model, not a curated record. NCBI's taxonomy places the organism in Eukaryota, Metazoa, Chordata, Actinopteri, Perciformes, Gasterosteidae.